AUGUUCAUUUUAGUGCAAGAAGAAAAAGCGAUGCAAGCAGCACCAUCAGCGCCUAUUGAUGCUUCCAAAUUUGUUGCAUACGUUACCGAACGAAGGAAAAAGAGGAUUUUAUUUAAAGGCGAAUAUAUUAUGAUCUUACGCUCGGUGGAUCCGGCCAAAUGUCGAUGUGAUAUUGGUCAGGCAAUGGCGAGCCGUAAUCAGUUUCCCGAUACGCUGCCGUAUGAUUACAAUCGUGUUAUACUGCGUAAGCUCCCUGGCGACAAAAAUUCACAUUACGCUAAUGCUAGCUACGUUAAUAGUUGGUUGCGUGAGAAAGCUUAUGUUGUAACGCAAGCUGUCAGGACGAAACCCGCAAUAGCGGAAUUUUGGAGAUUGAUUUGGGAGCUUGGGUCGAAUUGUAUUGUUAUGUUAACUAAAGUUUUUGAUUUUAUGCGGGUUAUGUGUCUUCAGUAUUGGCCUGCUACUUCCAGUGAAUAUGGUCAAAUUGAAGUAGAAACAUUGGAGACCAAAAGUUACGCUCACUUUAUCAUCCGCACAUUGCGGUUGUCGAAAUCGGAUUCGGAUGUGGGUCAGCAAACUCGUGUUAUUAAACAUUUUCACUUUACUGAGUGGGAGCUGGACAGUUUACCGUACAUUAGCGCCUUUAUUGAAUUACGUCGACGAGUUCGCCAGUACACCGACAAAUUUCGUGCCGACGCACCAAUUGUUGUACAUUGCAGCAACGGUGGUGGUCGCAGUGGCGCGUUCUUGUCAUUGGAUGCAAAUUUGGAGCUUUUAAAGAAGACAGGGCAGAUUGAUGUGUUUGAGUAUGGUAAAAUACUGAUUAAUGCUCGACCUCAUUUGAUCGAUUCUGUAGAUCAAUACCAAUUCAUUUAUGACGCCCUUGCUGAGGCAAUCUUAUGUAACAUUGAACCAAUUGAAAUGUGGCAAUUGAAGAAAAGGAGUAGCAUGUACAAAGCCAAGAAGAAUCGUCAGGUAAUGGAAGCACAGGUUGCUAAUGAAGCUAAGUUACUAGUGAUGUUGACGCCUACAUUGAGGAUAGGUGAUUGUGCUGGUGGUCAUCGGUUAGAGAAUCGCGGUAAAAACCGAGACGUAAUGGUAGUACCGCCUGAUCACGCUCGGCCGUAUCUGCAAACGUUACACGGUGAAAGCAAAGAUUACACUUACAUUAAUGCAGUUGAAGUGGAUGGUUUUAAACGAAAAAAUGAAUUUAUCAUAACAGAGUGGCCGAAAAACUCAACAUUGGACAGUUUUUGGACGUUGGUUUUCGAUCACAGUUGCCAUACCAUCAUUAAUUUGAGUAAUCGGGGACGUUCUCGAGCAUAUCCAAUAUUCCUACACAACAGAGGAAAACAUACGUACGGGCCUUUUAUUGUUGAAAUUUUAAAUCACCAUCAGUAUCCAUCCAUGACCUCUCAUAUGGUCAAGAUUAUGAAAAAGUUAUUUAUGAUCUCAGAAGUAAUGGCAAACGGUACCAAUCAGCAGCAGCUGGAAGCCGAAGUUAGGAUAUGUUGUGUUAUACAGAUCCGAAUGUGGCCAAUUGAAAACAAAGUACCAUCAUCAACAUCUGGUCUUAUUGAUAUGAUAAAAAUGGCGCGCAGCUGGCGGAAACGUGCUCCAGAACGGCCAGAAACAAAACCCACUAUUGUUAUGUCGCACAAUGGUGUGAAUCGCUGUGGCAUUUAUAUAGCUGCUAAUGUGUGUAUCGAUCAGAUGGAUAUGGAUCAUGAAGUCGAUGUCUUUCAUGCUGUCAAAUUAAUUCGAAUGAAUAGGCCACAACUUGUUGACAGAGAUGAAUAUAAAUACUUGUAUGAUUUGAUGCUGCACUGGUACAUGACCAAUCCGGAAUAUCGUAUUUUUGACCAAAAGGAGGAAUCACGCGAUUCAACAUCACAGAAUAAUUCGUUACGCAAUUUGAUACACUCAAGUAAACCAGCGACUGCUUUGAAUUCGAACCAUAUCAGUUGA
Messenger RNA from Loa loa (African eye worm), 1968 nucleotides. RefSeq lists its product as hypothetical. Gene Ontology annotation, molecular function: protein tyrosine phosphatase activity. The record is from RefSeq and is a predicted model, not a curated record. The coding region runs from base 1 to 1968 and encodes 655 amino acids. Lineage: Eukaryota; Metazoa; Nematoda; Chromadorea; Rhabditida; Onchocercidae. The transcript has 14 exons. Gene Ontology annotation, biological process: protein dephosphorylation.